CGUCUAGGGUUUAGUAGAUAAACUCACAUCAAAGCUCGCGCCGCUCUUUCAUCUCUGUGGCGGCCUGAGCUUUGCGAAAAUGGUUCAACGGCUUGUUUACCGAUCACGCCACUCUUACGCCACCAAAUCAAACCAACACCGCAUCGUCAAAACUCCUGGUGGGAAGUUGACUUUCCAGACGACGAAGAAGAGAGCUAGUGGACCUAAGUGCCCUGUCACUGGCAAGCGAAUCCAAGGGAUUCCUCAUCUGAGACCUGCUGAGUACAAGAGGUCGAGGUUGUCGAGGAACAGGAGAACAGUGAACCGUGCAUAUGGUGGUGUUCUCUCUGGGCUAGCUGUUAAAGACAGGAUCGUUAGGGCGUUCUUGGUUGAAGAGCAGAAGAUUGUGAAGAAGGUUUUGAAGCUUCAGAAGUUUAAGGAGAAGACUGCACCAAAGAGUUAGAUAACUUCUUUUGUGGAGAGUUUUGCAGUAAAGUGAUGUGUGAGAGGAAUAUGUCUUUGUAAGGGAGAUCGUUAGACAUGAGUGAGUUUGAUUCACCAGAUUUUGUUAUUUUGACUUCAGUUGAGAUAUUACUUUUCAUGA
Raphanus sativus (radish) is the source of this 583-nucleotide messenger RNA. Its product is annotated as 60S ribosomal protein L34-2. Gene Ontology annotation, cellular component: ribosome; cytosolic large ribosomal subunit. Gene Ontology annotation, molecular function: structural constituent of ribosome. Gene Ontology annotation, biological process: ribosome biogenesis; translation. The record is from RefSeq and is a predicted model, not a curated record. The coding region runs from base 80 to 442 and encodes 120 amino acids. Lineage: Eukaryota; Viridiplantae; Streptophyta; Magnoliopsida; Brassicales; Brassicaceae. The transcript has 4 exons.